AUGAAUUUCGGAAAUUUAACUCAAGAAAAAUUGGAAAAAGAAAAAACGGAAGUAAUCAAUUUUGAUGUUGGUGGAACUAUGUACAAAACCAAACGAUCAACUCUUAUUAACUAUCCCACUACGUUACUUGGACAAAUGGUCUUAGACGAUCGCGACGAAUACUUUCUCGAUCGUAAUGGAAGAGCAUUUCAUUAUAUUAUGGAAUUCUAUCGUACUGGUAAACCUUUAUGGCCAGACAAAUCUGAUGGUUUGACUUGUGAAGAAGUUGAAAGAGAAUUCGAAUAUUUUCGAAUUCCCUUAGAAAAAGAACACGCUGACACACUAGCAUUUAAAGCAGCGGCUAAUACUUUUGAUCAAAUUGUUUCCGCAUUUGAGGAAGUGAUAAAACGUAUGUACCGAAACUUUGACGAUAAGCUUUAUCUGACUUUUUCCGAAAAUGGGACUUCGAAUUAUAAAGGAGUUCAAAGAAUAUUUUCAUCUCUUGGGGGAAAAGAAUAUAUCUUAUUGACUACUAUGAAUGCACAGAUAAAGAAGAAAUUAGAAAAUACUUUUUGUGCAUCAAGAUUGAAAUGGGAAUAUAAAAAGGUGGAAAGUUUUUUUUCUGAUAGUUAUAUAGAAGUUAGUAUUUCAUAUUUUAUAAAUCCUUAUAUUAUUGCGCAAUAUUCUAAAUAUUCGUAA
Molecule: messenger RNA, 678 nt
Organism: Diversispora eburnea
Lineage: Eukaryota; Fungi; Glomeromycota; Glomeromycetes; Diversisporales; Diversisporaceae
Source: the annotation of a GenBank genome assembly